Messenger RNA from Patiria miniata (bat star), 2480 nucleotides. RefSeq names its product RNA-binding protein 7-like. Gene Ontology annotation, biological process: regulation of alternative mRNA splicing, via spliceosome. Gene Ontology annotation, cellular component: nucleus. The record is from RefSeq and is a predicted model, not a curated record. Lineage: Eukaryota; Metazoa; Echinodermata; Asteroidea; Valvatida; Asterinidae. Bases 125 to 997 code for a protein of 290 amino acids. The transcript is spliced from 2 exons. Gene Ontology annotation, molecular function: single-stranded RNA binding.
UCUCAUUCGCUAGUUUUUUAAUAAUUAUUAAUUCGAUAGAUAGCCGUAGAGUGUUGUGCACCACAAUCUGUCGUAUUUUUGUCCAAUUUUUGAGGAUUGUCAACAUUUAAACUACGAUUUCACCAUGGGGGAAGGUUCAUCUCGCGACGACAGGACUAUUUAUGUAAAAAAUCUAGACAACAAAGUCACUGAAGAGGUUCUUUUUGAGUUGUUUUUGCAGGCUGGACCCUUAGUUGGUGUGAAGCGCCCGACAGACUCUGAUGGCAAUGCUCGACCCUUUGCCUUUGUUGAAUUUGAGCACGAUGUGUCGCCCCCCUAUGCCCGCAGUCUCAUGGACGGCAUCAGGCUGUUUGGCCGCAGCAUCAACGUGCAGUUCCGCAGUGGUAGCAGGCACUCUCAGGGCUCACAGGGAAAUAACAGCCCCUCAGCAACUCCCCCUUACAAUACCAGCGGCGGGCAGAGCCCGGCCCCCAAUGGCUUCCAAAGCUUCCCGACCCCACCAAUGGUCCAGCGGUCUAUGUCAGCUCCACAGGGGCUGCUGGGUGUGGCGCCGGGUCUUCCUGGCUUUGGAAUGCCAUCCCCGCUCAUGGGCAAUCUCCCGCCCCAGGGUUUCUUUCCCGGAGCUGGACCUGGCAUGGUGUCGCUGAUGCAGCAGCCGCAGUUCAAUGUACAUUUGAAUGGACAGCCCAUGCAGCAUCUCCAAGAUCGUCGUGAUGAAACACCGAAUCAACAUCGUCAUUACCAUCAGGGAAGAUCCUCCCAGGAGCACCAGCGUUCGCACCAGCGUUCACACCAAGGCACCGAGGAGGAACAGAAAUCGCGGUCCCAUCACCGGGAUGGUCAUCGCCAUGGACAGAGUGGCAGUGGCCACCAUGACGACCGUUACCAUGGCGACAGAGGACAGCACAGUGAAGAGAGGAGACACGGAAGCUCGCAACGUCAUCAUUCUCACCAGCAGCAUCGUCAGGAGCGAAGGGAUCAUCCAUACAGAAGAUAGGGGUAUUGCCAAGCCUUGCCAAAGAAGAGUAAUAGUUUCUUCUCGCCAUUCUCACUUGACUUGGAAAAUGUGGCCAACUUCUACAAAAUAUUGGCCAACUUCCACAAAAUAUUGGCCAACUUCCACAAAAUAUUGGCCAACUUCCACAAAAUAUUGGCCAACUUCCACAAAAUGAGAGAAAUAUGGUUUUUGGCUGUUUGUGGUUUGUUCAAGUACAAUCCUUAAAAAAAAAAAGGCUCCUAAACUAAAGGCUGUUUUGAUGGUUUUAUGCCCCAACCAGGCCAUCAGUCUUAACUUACAUGUAGGUUGGGCUCGUCCCAGCUAAAGUGGCCCAACUGGAAUACAGGAGUUGAGACAGUCCCAGUAUGCCAUGUAUGCUUUUGUACAUGUACUGUAGGUUGGGACCUUGGCCUACAUGUAGUUAGGGCAUUGCAAUAAUUAUCCUACUGCUCCAUAAUCCACGUUAUUUGAGACGAAGUCACGUUUUUGCUGUAAAAAUUUGCAACAUUAUGAACAUAUGAGAAUUCCAGAAAAUGCUGAAAGGGCAUGAUGUCCAAACUUUAUUGCUGGAAUAUCCCAUUGGAGUAUCUUGGUUAUUCCAUUGUUUGGGGUUUUUCAGAUGAGGAGGGCUCCUACAAGUAGAAAAUGUUUGAAUUUUUUAUUUGUUUUAAUUUGUUAUAAUCAUGUUGUACUUUAGACAUGUAGAAUAUGCUUUGGAUGUUGCCUUCUACUCUGUCUUUAGGUAUUUAAAGGUCUAGUACAUGUACAUGACAGAGGAGUUGGCUUUGCUGUUCAAGUGCCAAGUGCAGAUGAGAACUUCUCAAACUCUUCCACCGAAUCUUAAAAUUAGUCACUUACAAAGUUUGCGCCGGAGGCUGUGUAUACAAUGUACACGCUAAAGUUUUGCGGUAUUCCCAACGGAUGACAGAUAAACACACCCGGGAGCGAGGCCAAACAUAUCUGCAGCGACCCGCUCACAGUGAGCGAGGCCGGACAUACAUGUAUGAGUGUGCUGCCCAAGGGUGAUGGCUUCAACCCGCCUGGCUUGAUGUCGAGUGAAAAGUAAUCCCAUACCUUGUUCUGUUUUUGUCAAAAUAAUCCCGGCGUGAACUGGUUAAAAAGUUGACUGUACUGUUCUGUCCGACAUAAAACUGGCACUCGGCUAUUGCGUUGCAUGUCUAUCCCUCUACCAAGGUUCAUGAAAAGAGUGAUACUUUGAACAUGGAGAAAGGAAUCGAGUCCAUGUUUAAUUUGGUUGGGAAUGUACAUGUAGUAAUGUGGACCAAGUUAACAACUUUUAAUUUACUUGAUUUUGUGCAUAAUUUUGUGUUUACAUACUCAACAUGGGCUUUGUCUCUUUUGGAGGUUCUCAUUUUCUCAGUUUUCCUGAUACUGGUAUCAUAUCUGUUCAUACCGUUUUGUUAAUAUUUUUUUUAAUGGAUACAUGAUGAAAUAAAGUCAUUAAUCAAUAUUCAAAAACAGA